This is a messenger RNA of Mercenaria mercenaria, 2660 nucleotides long. RefSeq names its product organic cation transporter protein-like. Gene Ontology annotation, molecular function: transmembrane transporter activity. Lineage: Eukaryota; Metazoa; Mollusca; Bivalvia; Venerida; Veneridae. The record is from RefSeq and is a predicted model, not a curated record. The transcript is spliced from 8 exons. The coding region runs from base 23 to 1546 and encodes 507 amino acids. Gene Ontology annotation, biological process: transmembrane transport. Gene Ontology annotation, cellular component: membrane.
UUUUGCAGCAUUCAAAACGAAAAUGAAGGAAGAGAUGAAAGAGAACAAUGGGAUGAACCCAGAUCAAAUCAUUGAAAAUAUUGGUGGAUGUGGAAGAUACCAAAUUCGCAUGUCUGUCAUCGUACAUCUCAUCAAAACUAUAGUCUGUUUCGGAUUUUCAAACCUAAUCAUCAGUACCAAGACCCCGUCCUGGUACUGCAUAGAAGGAAAUGUCACCAACAGUUUUAUAUCAUGUACAAAUCUGGUAAAUAAAUCAGAUCUGACAUGCAGAAAAGAAGAAUGCAAUGGCUGGAUGAACAAAACGAAAUGUGAAAAUAUCGUUUUUGAUAGCGAUUUAAAAACUCUUUCUAGUGAGUUCAAUCUCAUAUGUGAUAUAGAUUAUAUUCCUAGCACGAUCAGUUCUAUACAAAUUACCGGCGUCCUAGUAGGCAAUGUCAUUUCUGGACAACUGGCGGAUUUAUUCGGACGUAAACCUCCGUUCUUUGCUUCUAUAUUGAUAAUUUUAGUGACACAUGUAACUGGUUACUUCUCAACAACAUGGCAAAUGUUCGCCGUCAGUACAUUCUUUGCUGGCCUCGGAGGAGGAUUUUUUCUAACAACGCAAUACUGCCUUUUAUCAGAAUUUACCGUCGCUAAAUGGCGUGCCUGGGUUGUAGGAUUCCCUUCUUGGCCAAUUGAAGGAUGUCUCUUUGCGCUGUGUGCUUGGUUACUUCAUGACUGGAGAAACUUUCAACUGCUGACUGCAGUAAUGGCAGUGCCAUGCUUAUUUACUUGGUGGAUUAUUCCAGAAAGUUUUCGAUGGUAUAUAGCACACGACAAACCAGAAAAAGCAAAAGUCAUAAUCAACAAUAUUGCAAAAUAUAACAGACAGCACGAGUUCAACUCUGAUGAAGUUCUGCAGAAAGAAGGAAAAACUGAAGAUAAAAAAUACACUUUUCUACAUUUAUUCAAAUCAGGGUUUCUAGUUCGAGUUACAAUGCUACUUAUGCUGAACUGGUUAGCGCUUGGUGUAGUGUCAUACGGUAUAGCAUUUGGAAUACAAACACUGUCGGGAAAUAUUUACCUGAAUUUGUUUUUAUUCAGUAUAACAGGCAUACCAACUAAAGGAAUUGCAAUUUGGCUACAAAAUAAAUUCGGGCGUCGUGUUUCAGCACUGAUUUGUUUCAUCGUUGUUGCAGUUGGAGGUCUGACAGUUGGAGUAGUUCAAACACUAGAUCUGCCAAAUAAAGACGAGCUGACAAAUAUUUUUGCACUUAUUGCAAACGCUGGAAUAUCAACCGCUUGGGGACCAGUGCAGACUAUGACAAUAGAAUUAUAUCCAACAGUUGUCCGGAAUAUAGGAUUUGGAACCUUAAGCCUAGCUGGGAGAAUUGGCGCUAUUGUGGGACCACAACUUGUUUAUCUGAAUACAUAUUUCCGUGGUUUAUUGUUUUAUGUAUGCGGCGGCAUUGCUGUGUUAUGUGUAAUUGGAACAAUUUUCUUACCCGAGACAAAGGAUAGUGACCUUAAUGACAAAAUCAAGACUGAUACACAAACGACGCCAUGAUGUCAUCAAGCUCAUGUUUAUUCAAGCGACGGUGAUUUAUGAUUAUUCCCAAACCACGUAUAUUUUCUUAGUUGUACAUUUAUAAUUACGAAAUCCUUAUCUACAUAAUUAUAUUAACGUAUUAUGAAACAGGUUUAUUACUAUAUUAUUUUUCGAGUUUUCGUGUUGGCGGGAUAAAUAUGACGCGUUGACGCCCUUUAAUUAUCAUGCAGUCGUGCGACAAAAACAUUAUUUAUAGAGUUUUCGGUUUUUCGCCCCGCCGACACGAAAACACGACAAAUAUCUGGCUGAAAUAUAUCGUGUUUUUGUGUUUUCGCCCCGCCGAGGUAUUUGUUGAGUUUUCGUGUUUUCGUGUUGUCGUAUGUUCGCCCCGCCAACACGCCAACUCGAAAUGGCAGAAAUCAACCACCAUAUAUGCCCGACAUCUUUACCAAAGUCAAAGGCACAAGUUUCGGACCUGGGAUGAAAGAAAUAUGUCCAGACAGAUACAAACCCUGUUUUCAUCCUUAAUCAAUCCAAAAUGAAAUUAUAUGAGCUUUUACAAAUGAUAUAUGCCAUCUACACAAGGCCAGAAUCCAGAGAUUCGAGCCUGCGAGCAAUGGGUUUACUUCCCACGCCGUUGUGUAAUUAAAUCUUGAGAAUAUUAUCACUAUUUCACGUAUGUAUUUAGUUUUGAGACUAUCCACAAGUCUCUAUCCCUUCCCGUUCAUGGAAUAUCCGUAAGUCCCAGGCACAACGAAACAAUACCAAAAUAUCGACUAAAAUAUAAUUGUCAAAAACCAGACAAAAUCCCAGCAAGAGCAAUGGCAACAGAAGGCAUGGCAAGAACGGCCUAGUCUCGAACACCUAAGUGGUUACUUCGGUACAUAGACGACCUGUAACAACUGUCACCUUAACGUGGUUGUCAUAUUGUCUGGUCCUCCGUGACCAUUUAGAGUAUGUGCGUGCGUGCGUGCAUGCGUAUUUGUUCAGGUUUAGCGUUUUUUUCAAUAUAAGAAGGGUGCCUACUAGUAGCAGUACAUAAGCUUAAAUGCCACACUGAAAUAUCACGCCGUAGACAUGUGCUAUGAUACACCAACCUUUCAUACUGUAUUGGAACCGGGCUGACCAAUCC